AAUAGCCACGGCGGCGGGGGCGUGCUUGAAAGCGUGGAGGCGAGCGCGGUCAAAUUUCUCGUCUCAGCCACGCCCUCUGCGGUCCCAGUUCCCCCCCUCUCCCGGUAGCGUGGUGCCUUGUUGUCAUGGUGACCACCGCUUGGCUGUCGAAGCUUACCUGAGGCGGUGGGACCGUGGCGGAGCCGCUAUGGACCACACGGGCAGCCACUACUUGGGGCAGCGCGUUCACGGCAGAUUGGAGGGGCUAGGCACUUACACUCUUCCAACGGAAACCAAAUACAUUGGUGAGAUGAAAGAUGGAAUGUUUCACGGCCUGGGCACCUUGCACUUCCCCAGUGGGAGCAAAUACGAAGGAACUUGGGACUCUGGAAUAGCCAUAGAGGGGAAAUUCACCUUUGCAGAUGGCUUGGAAUACAAAGACGAAAAGUGGCAUUACUGCGAUGGUUACGACAGACGGUUUUAUACAGAAAUCUGUCGUGGCCUGAAGCCUGCAGGCAUUUCUCAACUUACAAACUUGCAUCCUCCUCGGAGCAUCCCAGAUGGCUGCUAUGACUGUGGCGAUGGUUUCUACAAUCCUGAAACCAGGGUGGUGGUCGAUUAUAAACAACGAUUUCUUAGGAAUGCAGAUAAUGAUGAACAUGAGUGGAUCAUCCAGACAUGCCGAAAAGGUUGGGAUGAGAUUGUUGGCUAUAAACCGAAAGCAUGAGCCCUUCGCAGGAAGCAAAGAAUCAAAGUGCUGUUGGUGUGUAACUUCCUUAUUGAAUGGCACAGCCUCUAUAAUUUCUGCAUUAAGGUAGUUUUUGUUACCUUUACUAAGGAAAUAAAAUGUAAAACCUCACUUCA
Molecule: messenger RNA, 843 nt
Organism: Sphaerodactylus townsendi
Lineage: Eukaryota; Metazoa; Chordata; Lepidosauria; Squamata; Sphaerodactylidae
Gene: MORN5
Product: MORN repeat containing 5
Exons: 5
Coding region: 188-706 (172 amino acids)
Source: RefSeq, a predicted model, not a curated record